Molecule: messenger RNA, 846 nt
Organism: Microthlaspi erraticum
Lineage: Eukaryota; Viridiplantae; Streptophyta; Magnoliopsida; Brassicales; Brassicaceae
Source: the annotation of a GenBank genome assembly
AUGCAUCACCACAGUGCUUCUUUAGAUAAUCUUCUCUUAGAAGAGCAACCAGCUUGGCUCGAUGAGCUCCUAAGCGAGCCAGCGUCACCUAAGAUGAACAAGGGCCAUCAUAGGCGUUCAGCUAGUGACACAUCUGCUUACUUAGACUCAGCUUUCAUGCCUUUUCAAGAGGAAGACCCUAUGAAGAGUCAUUUUGCUGGUCCUUCUUGGCUAGACCAUAGCAUUAAUAAUCGUCAUGAUGAUAUGUGGCAGCGUAACCCUUAUGAAAAACCUGGAAAGUUUGGAUGGGAAAUGGCUAACGCAAAUGGGACUAAUCUCCAUACCCAUGUGUCAUGGGGAGCUGUAAAUAGAGUAGGUAACGCAGCGUCGAAACCAGCUGAAAAGCAGGUAAACAAAAUGAAAGAAGGAGUUCCCACAAAGCCUGAUGCUCCUGGAUCAAAGACUGACUCUAAACGUAUCAAACAUCAAAAUGCUCAUCGUGCACGUCUGAGGAGGCUUGAGUACAUAUCAGAUCUCGAAAGAACAAUCCAAGUGCUACAAGUUGAAGGCUGUGAAAUGUCAUCUGCCAUUCACUACUUGGAUCAACAACUAAUCAUGCUUAGCAUGGAAAAUAGAGCUCUAAAACAACGUAUGGAUAGUUUAGCAGAAAUCCAAAAGCUUAAACACGUUGAGCAACAAUUCCUAGAGAGAGAGAUAGGAAACCUAAAGUUUCGACGACAGCAACAACAACAACAACCACAACAGAACCAGAAACAAAUGCCACAAACGCAGCAGAACCGACACAACAAAUACCGACCAAAUGCAACACAAGAAGCUGAAUCUCAGUUUGCAGCCUUGGCAAUAUGA